AUGGAGAGAGGCGCCAAGAGAGAGGGGAGAGGCGAGGACGGAGCCGACGAGGAACGCGAUGGGAAGCGUCGGCGCAGUGCCACCUCGAGUUUGUCUUCUCGUGACCACCACGCUCCCCCUCCAUCAGCCGCAGUUCAUGUCCCGAGCAAACGACUUCUUCUUCGCCAAGUUCAGCCAACUUCGCGUUCGUUUCUGCAGUGCACAGUCGCAGGCGAGUCUCCGGAGACAAGCGCUGCGUGCGUGCUGCCGCCCUUCGCGUCGAGUGCAUGCGUUGCCUCGCCCGCCUCGGCUUCUUCGGUUUCCUCCUCGCCCGCCUCGAGUCUGUCUCUUGCAGCGCGUCGCCAGCACGGCGGAGCCGGGGCCGGGGUUCCAGGCAGGGAGAGGAGGCGCGAGAAGAAGCGCGAGCGCGGGAAGGGUGCAAAAGAGAGACUCGAGACCGACGGCGAUGGAUCGAACCUGCGCGCGGAAGCGCGGCGCCUCGGUCUCUCUCUGCGAAACGAAUUCGCCGAACAUACCUUCGACCCUCGGUACUCCUCGAACGUGCGUCUCUCCCCCGACAGGCUCAGCGCAACAGGGAACAAGAACUGGGGCACGAGCCUCGCUCGAUGUUGCUGUCGACAAGGGUCAUGGUACUUCGAAGUCACCAUUGGAACCUCCCCCUCUCUCCGUGUUUCUUCCUUCUCUCGCGAGACCGGUUCCGUGGCAGGAGCCGAGGGGGACGAGAAGGAAGAGGAAGCGCAUCUGUCUCACCCGCCUGGCCUUCGCUCUAAAAUCGAGGCCUUCGCGUCCUCUCCAGCGGGAGGGCGCGACGGGCCCGACGACGAAGACGAACAAGAGAAUUCAGUUCCUCGAGAACGCCGGAAACGUGAGAGAGCAAACGGAGAGACGGAAGCACCAGACAGACGCGAAGCGGAAGAGGAAGAGUUUUCCACGCAGCAUGCCGCGAAGCACUCUAGCCGCCAAAAGAGAAAGGCCGAGAAGGACGAGAAGAAAGCGAAAGCUGGAGGCGAACCUCUCGCGUUUCCCGUCGCCGGAUGGGGGCCUUGUCGAACGCUAAAGAACGUUCGCGAAGACCAUCCCGAGAGUUUCUUGUCGGACGGCGUGGACAGCGUCGCUCCCUGCGUGCGCGUCGGCUGGGGAUCGCGUCUCUCGAGUUUCCUCGCGCCGAUCGGAGCGAAUCGUUUCGGCUACGCUCUCUCCUCCUUUUCGCCGCACACCCGCCCGGGCUGUCGCGACACCGCAGACGGCGCGGGCUUCUCGCCGCGAGGAAAGAGUCCUCUCUUUGUCAUCCAGGCGGGAAAGCGGAGGGCCCUCAGGCGAGGGUUUCCCCUUCCGGCUUCCGGAGACGCCCACGUCAGUUUGCUGUCGAGAGAGGUGAAGGACGGGGAAGGCGAAACAGAGAGAAACGCGGGCUGCGAAAACGAGGACGCAGUCGCGCGCUUUCGUGGGGGUGAGAACGCCCGCCUCCCUCUCUCAGCCGAAAGGACGACCGACGGAGACAGGGACACAACCAGGGACAGGGCAUGCACCACCGCAUGCCGGAGCGAAGGGCGCGAGAAGAAAAGGCACCGGAACGCGAGCGGAGAGGAAGAAGACAGAGGGAACGAAGAGACACUGGAGGAGGGAAAAGCGACGGGAAGCGAGGAAGGACAAAAAAAAGAGACAGCGCCGUCGUGGGAAGAAGUGCAAGACAGACUCCAGGAAGGAGACGUUGUGGGAUGUUACAUUCAUCUGCCUGGGGAAGAGCCGCCGGCUAUCCUCGAUGAUCCUCGAGGCCUCGCACAGCUGUGGACGUUUCUCCAGCAAGGUUUGCUGUGCGACGUGACCAAUGACUCGACGCUGCCGCGCGCGGUGCCCUACCCGAACUCGUUCAUCUCGUUCUCCGUGAACGGGCUGCUCUUUCCUCGUUGCUUCCACGACGUCUGCACUGCAGAGUUUCAUCCCGCCGUCUCGCUGUUCAACGGCGCCUCGGCCGCGCUCAAUCUCGGGCCGAACUUCCAGUUCCUCAGCCCCGCGGAGCGCCGCGUGUUCCGGCCGGCGUGCGAGAUGGGCGUCUCGAUGUAUCCGCUGAAAGUGGAUUUGGUCAAGUUCUGGCUGCUCUCGUCCCAGUCGGAAAUCGUCGUCGACCAGGAGUACCAGUGUACGUACCGCCGGCAGCGCACCCUCGCAGAGGUGGACGGGGACUGGGACCGAGCGCGGACCUUCGCGCGAAUGGCGGCGACCUCGGGCCGCCUCGAAUUCUCGACUCGAGAGGAGAGAAGAGAGGAGAAAACAGAGGCGAGAAGGGAGGAGGGAAAGGAGGAGAAAAAGCAGACGGAAGUGAACGGCGAGCAGGCUCUGGCCACAACCGUGGACGUGGAAAUCGCAAACGACGCGACCCGUCGACACGUAGCAGACGGGCUUGGACGCGUCACUUCGCACGCGGAAACUGAGCGACAGCCGAGAGAAGGAAACGCGGGAGAUCGGAACGCGUCGAGGGCGCAUGCAGACGCGUCUCGCGUUUCUGCCUCGAUCGCUCCGUCUUCAGACGACGUCUCGUCUCCAAUCUCGCUCUCUUUCCAAUCGUCCAACGCUGCCUCCGCGCCCUCCUCCCCUUCCCUCGCCUCCCCACCCUCCACUCUCUCUUCACCCUCCGGCCUCCUGUCAUCCUAG
Messenger RNA from Neospora caninum, 2652 nucleotides. Its product is annotated as SPRY domain-containing protein, related. The transcript is spliced from 5 exons. Gene Ontology annotation, molecular function: transcription cis-regulatory region binding; protein binding. The coding region runs from base 1 to 2652 and encodes 883 amino acids. Gene Ontology annotation, cellular component: Set1C/COMPASS complex. The record is from RefSeq and is a predicted model, not a curated record. Lineage: Eukaryota; Apicomplexa; Conoidasida; Eucoccidiorida; Sarcocystidae.